Molecule: messenger RNA, 876 nt
Organism: Aspergillus affinis
Lineage: Eukaryota; Fungi; Ascomycota; Eurotiomycetes; Eurotiales; Aspergillaceae
Exons: 3
Coding region: 1-876 (291 amino acids)
Molecular function (GO): arylformamidase activity
Source: RefSeq, a predicted model, not a curated record
AUGCCUGAAAUCCCCACCUUCGACAGCCUCACCCUCGACCCCGCCGGACCCCCAGGAAACACAUGGGGCCUUUUCGGCCGCGAUAACGACCUCGGCAUGCUCAACCUGCUCACCCCCGAGACGGUACGACGCGCCGCUGCAGAGGAGAUCCGCGACGGGGUGCGUUUCUCGCUGGAUCUGCCGCUCGAUCACAUCAAGACCCCGAGUUUCGGGCGGAAGCCGUUUGUACAGGAGUUGGUGAAUCGAGCCCCGAGGAGCGUCAAUGACGAUGUUUUGGUGUUUAAUACGCAGACGAGUAGUCAAAAACAACCAGCAUGGGUCCAAAAAGGCGGCAUCGUCGGCCGCGGCAUCCUCAUCGACUACGCCACCUGGGCAGCCAAGCACUCCAUCCCCCUCACGCCCUUCACGUACAGCAACAUCCCUCUCUCAUUCCUCCAACAAAUCAUCCAAGAAACGAACCUCACCCCCCGACCCGGCGACAUCCUGUUCAUCCGCACCGGCUUCACAGCCGCAUACGCCGCGCUCUCCGCGUCCGAAGAAUCCGCCCUCGCGCAACGCCCCGCAGCAGAUUUCUGCGGUGUCGAGAACGGCGAACGCACACUGCGCUGGCUCUGGGAGAACCAAUUCGCCGCGAUAGCGAGCGACACGCCGAGCUUCGAACCCUCGCCGAUCUUACACGCGAAUGCGCCGCUCGAUCAUACGCUGCAUCAGUGGUGUUUGGCGGGUUGGGGGAUGCCUAUUGGGGAGUAUUUCGAUUUGGAGGAUUUGGCGGCGUAUUGUAGGGAGAAGGGGCGGUGGUCGUUCUUUUUGUCGAGUGUGCCGUUGAAGGUACCCGGGGGAGUCGCGAGUCCGCCGAAUGCAGUGGCUAUUCUAUGA